AUGAUUGCUGUUUUCGCAUCUAAAGGUUAUCAUGUAAUUGGUUUGGAUGUAAACAAAGAAUUUGUCGAUGCGUUGGAAAGAGGAGAAGCUCCGGUAUCUGAACCACAAUUACAGGAACUGAUUAUCCAGUACAAAGCUAACAUUGAGGUUACAAUUUGUUAUGAAAAAGCUAUUAGUGAAACAGAUAUGACCAUGAUUAUUGUUCCAACACCAUCAGAUCCAAAGACCGGAUCUUUUAGCAAUGAUUACGUGCUUUCGGCUAUUAAAGCAAUCGGAGAAGUUAUUAAGUCGUGUAAUAAAUAUCAUCAAGUAGUUGUUACAUCAACUGUGAUGCCUGGUUCAAUGGAUGGAAUUAUCCGUGAUACUCUGGAAUCAUCAUCUGGCCGAAAAGUUGGAUGUCAAGAUAAUGAAAUCGGCUUGGCAUACAAUCCAGAGUUCAUCGCAUUAGGACAGGUUAUUAGAGAUAUGUUGAAUCCAGAUUUUAUCCUUAUUGGUGAAAGUGAUAAACGUAUUGGAGAUGCUUUGGAAGCAUUAUAUUUAAAAACCGUUGCUAAACGACCAUUGCCGUUUCACAGAAUGAACUUUGUCAAUGCGGAAGUAACUAAAAUUUCUAUCAAUACAUAUGUGACAACUAAAAUAACUUAUGCGAAUAUGCUCAGUGAAUUAUGUGAAAAUCUACCAGGCGCUGAUGCUGACAUUGUUAGUGCUGCCGUUGGCUCUGAUUCCCGAGUUGGAAACAAAUAUUUAAAAGGUGCCUUAGCAUAUGGAGGACCGUGUUUUCCAAGAGAUAAUCGUGCGUUUGCUGCCUUAGCAAAAUCUGUGUUCGCUAAUGCAUUAUUAGCUGAAGCAACUGAUCAGUUAAAUAAUUAUCAAAUCGAAAGACUACUAAGAAUAUGUGAACAGAUAGCAGAAUUUAGUUUUGGUGAUGUUCCACAAAUAAAACUGAAAGUUGGUAUAUUGGGAUUAUCUUACAAACCUGAUACUCCUGUUGUUGAGUGUUCAGUUGCUUGUGCAUUAGCCAAUAAGCUUAUUUGUAACUUUGAUGUUUUUGCAUAUGAUUCAUUGGCUAUGCCAUCAGCUACUCAAAUAUGUGACAAGCGUGUACAAAUGGUUAAUUCUGUUGAUAAACUUCUUUAUGAACAGAACAUUGAUAUUUUGAUUAUUGCCACUGCUUCGAAUAGCUGGAAAAGAAAUGGCAAUUCAAAAAUGGAGCUGAAACAAUUGAAACGAUUAGAUAAAAAGUGUACAAUGGAAAUAAUUGGGCAUCAUAUUAAUGGCAGUUGUCAGCGUCGUAUAUUGGUAGCUGGUGGAGCUGGCUUUAUUGGUAGUCAUUUAGCUCGUCGCUUGCUAGAAGAUGGUCAUUAUGUUAUUUGUGCUGAUUGGAAAAAAAAUGAAUAUUUCCAGGAAGAUGAGUUCUGUAACGAAUUUUUACAUAUGGAUUUGCGUGCAUUCGAUAAUUGUUUGUUGGCAACUAAAAGAUGCGAGUGGGUCUUCAAUUUAGCUGCUGACAUGGGAGGAAUGGGAUAUAUUCAAUCUAAUAAUUCAGUAAUUUUAUUUAAUAAUACAAUGAUCUCAUUCAAUAUGAUAGAAGCUGCCAGACAGAAUGGUGUUCAGAGAUAUUUUUAUGCUUCAUCUGCAUGUGUUUAUCCUGAACAUAUUCAAACCAAAGAAAACGUUGCGGCGCUCCGAGAAGAACAAGCCUGGCCCGCAAAACCACAAGAUUCAUAUGGUUUAGAAAAAUUGGUAUCAGAAGAAAUGGCAAUACAUUAUUCAAAGGAUUUCGAAAUUAUGCAAACGAGAAUUGUGCGGUUUCACAAUAUUUAUGGACCACAAGGUAUACAUAUGCUAAUUUAUGGCAGUUUUAUUUACUAUAUUUAA
Molecule: messenger RNA, 1878 nt
Organism: Rotaria sp. Silwood1
Lineage: Eukaryota; Metazoa; Rotifera; Eurotatoria; Philodinida; Philodinidae
Source: the annotation of a GenBank genome assembly